CGGUUAGGGGAAGUAGGCCAUUGAGUAACGAACGGCUUGCUCGAAUUCGGAGACAGGGCCGGGGGAGGCUACAGCCUUUUCACUUCUUAGGCAGUGUUUAUCUCCUGGGUUAGCUGGUUUUCUUUAUCUUAUACGACGCACCCAAGUUUUCCUUGAAUUGAGGUUAGAUCUCACUCUGGGCCGCCUCCUGCCAGCUACACCCAUCUGCCCUUCUUGGGCUACACAGUGAGCCGGAGACGGCGGGCACAGUGAACCCCCUCCCGUGACACCGCGGCUUGGGGGGCGAAGCGAUGCUGGACAGAGAAGGGGACCUUCCCGCGAGGGCAGCUCGCUGAGCAAUCUCCUCUGCGCCCGCCAGAAGGCGCCGCGGCGCUGGCCAUCCCCGCGCAGAGCCGGAGCCUCCGCCGCAGCCAGCCCGGGCUCGGCGCUGCGGUGUGAGCGCGGGGCAGGGGCCUGAGCCCUCCGCAGCCUGCGAGGGCCGCUCGGCGCCAGCGCUCCCGGCCUCGGGGCUAGGGCUGGGCGCGGCGGACCUACGAUUCAGUCCUCCCCGGGAGGAAACCUCCAGAACCGCCCCCACCCCGCGGUCCACAGAGCCCGGGAGCCCGCCCGCGGGAGGAGGCGAUCCCCCCACACACUGUCAGGCUCCCGCCCAGCACCCGCAUCUGGCCGCCCCCGGCCUCAUGAGGACCCCCCGGCCGGGGCGGAGAGCCGGGCGCCGCCCGGACCGCGAGCUUGCCGCGGCCCUAGAGCGUUAGACAGGAUGCGGCUGGGCCGCCGGGCCCUCUAUGCGCUAGUCCUGCUGCUCGCCUGCGCCUCGCUGGGACUCCUAUACGCCAGCACCCGAGACGCGCCAGGUCUCCCCAACCCUCUGGCCUUGUGGUCGCCUCCACAAAGCCCCCCGAGGCUCGAUCUGCUGGACCUUGCCCCUGAGCCCCGCUACGCACACAUCCCGGUCAGGAUCAAGGAGCGAGUGGUGGGGCUGCUGGCUCAGAAGAAUUGCAGUUGUGAGUCCAGGGGAGGGCGCUUGGCCUUGCCAUUCCAGAGACAGGUUCGAGCGGUUGACCUCACUAAAGCCUUCAACCCUGAGGAGCUGAGGGCCGUUUCUGUCGCCAGGGAGCAGGAAUACCAGGCCUUCCUUGCCAGGACUCAGUCUCUGGCUGACCAGCUGCUCAUAGCUCCUGCCAACUCCCCCUUGCAGUAUCCCGUGCAGGGUGUGGAGGUUCAGCCUCUCAGGAGCAUCCUGGUGCCAGGGCUAAGCCUGCAAGAAGCUUCUGUUCAAGAGGUCUAUCAGGUGAACCUGACCGCCUCCCUAGGCACCUGGGACGUGGCAGGGGAAGUGUCUGGAGUGACCCUGACCGGAGAGGGGCAGCCAGACCUCACCCUCACCAGCCCAGGUCUGGAUAAACUCAACCGGCAGCUGCAACUGGUCACUUACAGCAGCCGAAGCUAUCAGGCCAACACGGCAGACACAGUCCGCUUCUCUACCAAGGGGCAUGAAGUUGCCUUCACCAUCCGCAUAAGACACCCUCCCAACCCCCGGCUGUACCCAUCUUCAUCUCUACCCCAGGGAGCCCAGUACAACGUCAGUGCUCUGGUUACCAUCGCCACCAAGACCUUUCUUCGCUAUGAUCGGCUACGGGCACUCAUUGCCAGCAUCCGACGCUUUUACCCUACCGUCACCAUAGUCAUCGCUGACGACAGCGACAAGCCCGAGCGCAUUAGCGACCCCCACGUGGAGCACUAUCUCAUGCCCUUCGGCAAGGGCUGGUUUGCAGGGCGGAACCUGGCCGUGUCCCAGGUGACCACCAAAUACGUGCUGUGGGUAGACGACGACUUUGUGUUCACGGCGCGCACGCGGCUGGAGAAGCUGGUGGACGUGCUGGAGAGGACGCCUUUGGACCUGGUAGGAGGCGCCGUGCGGGAGAUCUCGGGCUUCGCUACCACCUACCGGCAGCUGCUGAGCGUGGAGCCGGGCGCCCCAGGCCUUGGGGGCUGCCUCCGGCAGAAGCGCGGCUUCCACCACGAGCUCGUCGGCUUCCCGAGCUGCGUGGUCACCGACGGCGUGGUCAACUUCUUCCUGGCGCGCACGGACAAAGUGCGCGAGGUGGGCUUCGACCCUCGCCUCAGCCGGGUGGCACAUCUGGAAUUCUUCCUGGAUGGACUGGGUUCCCUUCGUGUUGGCUCCUGCUCUGAUGUUGUUGUGGACCAUGCCUCGAAGGUGAAGCUGCCAUGGACAUCAAAGGGCACCGGGGCUGAAACCUAUGCCCGCUACCGUUACCCAGGAUCACUGGACCAGAGUCAGCUGGCCAAACAUCGCCUGCUUUUCUUCAAACACCGGCUGCAGUGCAUGACUGCUGAGUGACUGAUUCGGGCCUUCCCACUGUCAGGCUGGGCCUGCCUCCUCUCCCCUGCCAGGAAUUCCCAGCAACCCCUCCAACCCCUGAGCACCCCACUGAUGAGCACCCUGCCUUCCCGGCCCUCUCUUUCCACCAGUCUGAUCCCUAACAGGGGCUUGUCCUGGUGACACCCUUCCUUUCUGUGAGUGAACAGAGGCCUGAUGAGCCUCUCCUCAUCACAGCCAGUGCCAAGUCUUCCCCCAACCCCAUUCCUAUGGGGCAGGAGUGGGGGGUUCACUUUCCAAGUGCCAAAGAGCCCAGAAGGACUCUAAGACCCUAAAGUGGAAACACUCUCACCUCCUGAGGGGGCAGAAAAACUCCCAAUGUGCAGCCCCAGGGAUGUGUACCCCCCCCAGCUCUGGAUCCAGAACCGCCUGUACCGGCUCCAACACACCCCACACAAAGCGCUGUGACUGGAGUUCUGUGGGGCUGGUGAACACACGGUGAAGCCAUUUUUA
Molecule: messenger RNA, 2854 nt
Organism: Psammomys obesus (fat sand rat)
Lineage: Eukaryota; Metazoa; Chordata; Mammalia; Rodentia; Muridae
Gene: B4galnt1
Product: beta-1,4-N-acetyl-galactosaminyltransferase 1
Exons: 11
Coding region: 761-2362 (533 amino acids)
Biological process (GO): ganglioside biosynthetic process
Cellular component (GO): Golgi membrane
Molecular function (GO): hexosyltransferase activity
Source: RefSeq, a predicted model, not a curated record